Messenger RNA from Bacidia gigantensis, 4350 nucleotides. RefSeq lists its product as uncharacterized. Gene Ontology annotation, molecular function: protein binding. The transcript is spliced from 6 exons. The coding region runs from base 1 to 4350 and encodes 1449 amino acids. Lineage: Eukaryota; Fungi; Ascomycota; Lecanoromycetes; Lecanorales; Ramalinaceae. The record is from RefSeq and is a predicted model, not a curated record.
AUGGCAACUCUGUCACCGAGCGAGGGGAAUGAGACUCAAAUUGCUGACAUCUGGGCUCAUGCUGCUGCUACCUACGCCGAUACACUCGGCCAGCGUCCAGCCGCCCAGGGCAGGGACUUGGAUUCAGUGGACGCCUUACUUCACCAAAUUGAUAACCAACAGUCAAGAUUUACGGAGUUCAGAGAAAAAAGGCACACGCUGUUCAAAGUUCUCAAUAAUUUACUGAAACCAGUCGAAUUCCUUUGCAGUCUGGCCGGUGGGGGAGCCCAAAUAGCUUUUCCUCCGAGUGCACUGGUGUUCAGCGCGGUAAUGUAUUUGAUUGAAACAGGUAAAGGUGUAAGUGCUUGCUAUGAUGCAAUUACUACACUUUUUGCCGAGUUAAAGGAUUUUACCAUGCGCCUGAAAAUCCACACAACGCAUACUAUUCCAGCCGAACUUCGCGAGGUUAUCGUGAAUAUUAUCCUGUCUUUGCUUCGUAUCUUCGAUCUUUCUGCGAAAGCUAUUAAGCGUGGAAGAGUGAAGAAGUAUUUGACAGGCCUUGUCCUUGGCAAGGACGAGAAAGUAGAGGCUGAGCUGAAGAAUUUAGAAAGACUGACGCAGAGUGAGGAGCGAAUAGUUGGUGCUUUGACAUUCUCAACCGUGACACAGAGCUCUCGAACUUUAGAUGGCAUCAAUAACAACGUGGGCGAGAUGAGAUCCCAGCUUGCAAACAUGAAUGUGGGUAUCCAUGCUGACUCGAUCGCGUCAUGGGUUCCAGAUCUGAAAGGAGAAUUGAAAGAAGAACGAGAUCGGAAGCUACUGGAGGCUUCCCUCAAUUCAAGCCACAUGCCUCAAGAAAUCUUUGAGAGCAUAUCGCGAAAGCGCAUGCCAAAUUCUGGCAAUUGGGUGCGUGAAGAACCGGUCUUUCAAGCGUGGGUUCGGGAUGAAAUUUCCACAAUAUGGUUGUACGGUGGACCCGGAGCAGGCAAAUCGUUCACCUCUUCCAACAUCGUGCAACAUAUGACAGCUUCAUUUCCUCAAGGUGUUGGUGAUACUCGAUGGACGUCGGUGGCAUAUUUCUUUUGCAAAGACUACUCUCAGGAGCUAAGAUCAGUCGAACAGAUCCUGAGGAGUCUUUCGUUUCAGAUAUGCCAGAAUGACCCGGUCUAUGCUAAGUAUUGCCUCAGCGUAUUCAAUUCCAUUGGGAGGAUCCAUACCACCGAAGGCAUCUGGCGUACCCUGUUCAUUGAAUUCUUUCAAAAGGAAGGGCUUGGGAACAAGGCUAUUAUAUUGAUAGAUGGGCUUGACGAGGCAUAUGAAAAUGAAGUCCCAGAGCUUCUUGAACUUCUCGUCGAUCUGCACGAAGAGGUGGACGGUAAAAUAAGACCUCGCAUUCAGAUCGCACUGGUGGGUCGUCCUUUAUUAAAUCAGGCUAUUGACAGUAUUCUCGGCGACAAUGUUGCUAGCAUCUUCGUCUCAGCAAAUAAGACAUCGAAGGAUAUGAAUGAGUAUGUGAAGCAAAGCGUUGGCAAGGUAAAAAUUCUCAAACGUGUUUCCCAAAGCUUCAGGCAAGAGGUUGAGAAGAAUCUAAUGGCAGGAGCCGACGGAAUGUUUUUGUGGGUAGACCUGAUGAUCAAGGAGAUCUCGGAGAAACGAAGGAUCGAUCAAAUUCGCCAAACGCUUGCACGACUUCCCAGAGGAUUACCAGACACAAUACGCCAUGUUCUGAAGCGCUUCGCCGACACAUCAACGGAGGACACAAUUGCAGACCUGAAUGAAAUCCUAGCUUGGGUUGCGUGUACGAAACGCCACCUGACAUUGGGGGAACUCGACACUUUCUUCAAGAUCCAAUCAGCAGAUGGCGAGGGCCUGAUUGACAUGGAAGGAGACCUCCGAACUCGUUAUGCAUCAUUUUUCACCAUAACUCGAGUCGACGGGCUUACUACAGAGGACUUGCAAAGCUAUCAUAAAGAACCCACUGACCUAGAGUCUCUGGUUCCUGAUGACGGCGUUGUCUGUUCUACUUCUACCUUAAUCAAUUCAGAUUCAAAUGAUGGGGAAGACACAAAGACUGAGUUUCAGUCAGAUCCUCACACGACAGUAGUCAAUUUUGCACACGCCAGUAUCGGCGAGUUCUUCCGACAGAACAGUGGAGGCAUCGUUGCAGGGGUUGGUCUAGAAAUUCACGACGCUCGCCUGAAAGUAACCAGAGCUUGCCUAAACAUGUGGUGCAAUGAUGAUGUCUGGGAUGCCCUGCAGGAAAACAAGUUUAUAACAUCUUUUGCCGAGGACUGGAUGCAAUAUGUUGAAGACAUUGAUUUGUCUGCCAUUGAAUUAGAAUCAAAGUAUGAGAUCCAGGUCCUCCUAAAGAAGACAUUACGCGAAGACAAAUAUAUUAGACGGUGGCUCGGGCUUCUGAUCGAGAGAUUCAAGGAAUGGUACUACUCAGAUGCAUCUAGUUCGGUCAUCAAGAAAUGGUUCAAAGAUGAGGAUAUCCAUUUCGCUUCUGACGCUGAUCAAAGCAACAGCGCGACAAUAACACCGUCAGAUACGGAGGUUUUCAGACAGGUGACCGAAGUUGCAGCCACUGCAUGGCUGGAGGAUACUUUGUGGGCUUCUUCGCGCUGUGUCCUAUUGAUCUGGAGAUAUAUGGACUUGACAAACCAAUUGACGCAUAAGAUGGAUUUGCCAGCAUUCUUGGCGAGGAAAGAUGUCGGAAGUACGAUGGUACGCGAAAUCGCAGAAUGGGCCAAACGUCCAAAAACGGCUCUAUGGCAUGCCCGUCUCGCCGAAGCCCUAGAAGAAUUCACAAAUGAAGAAGAUGCAUUUAAAGAGUAUUGCAAAGCAUUGCAGCUUGACGAGAAUCUUUGGCUUGCGCAUUCUGGCAUUGCGAACUAUGAGCACCGAAACGAACGGGGAGAUAACGCAAUCAAGCAUAUGCUCAAAGCUCAGGAGCUAAUUUUGGACGAUUCAAGACGUGAGACAAGCUUACGGGACUAUCUUUGGCAUACAUGCCACCAGAUUGCCUCCUGGGCGGAAGAAAAUGGCAACUCCAAGCUCGCACUUGACAGUUACAAAAAGGCUUUGCAAGUAGUCCCAGAUGAGCCGGGUAUCAUAGGUGGCAUGCUCCAGGUACUGGACAGACAGAAGAAUUAUGAAGCCGUCCUUGGUAUCCUGAAAGAAUUGGAUGACAAAGUUUCGUCAAAACCAGGGUUCUCCACCUUUCAAUUGCUGUUGCAAGACCAUUUGACAUGUCCCCUUAGUUAUCUCUACUUCCUUAUUGCCAGAACAGCUCGUGAGACGGACCAAAGAGAAUUCAUCAGAAAGAAUCUUGAGUCGACGAUGAAAGUGGCCAGAGCAAAAUUGAGAAUAAGUGAUGCAGCUUGGAUACACUACUGGCUCGGACAUUAUAUUCUUAGGGAGUUCAAGGACGAAGUGGUUGCUGUGAGAACAUGGGAAGCCAUGAUCAAGUCUUCCAAAACCUCAAAAUCGACUUCUCACCUCACUUACGCUGUAGCUCAAGCCUCGAUUCAACUCGCGGUCCUGUACUACAAUUUAGCAUUAUUGUCCGAUCAGAGCUCCUCAGAAUACGAUAAAACUGUCCGAAAGAUAGAAAGAUUAUCGCAGCGAAGGGUUCUGGAGGAUGAUGGUGACAGCACCGAGAAACCCAUUUUCCUCUUCUCAACCAACGACACAACUAUAACUCUUGGGAGCCUGUAUUUACUCAUGAAACAAGAAGUCUUAGCUACGGCUUGUUUCAAACCGCAUAUCAAGCUGGGCAUUGACCUGUUGACCGACGACGAUCCUGCUAACGACUGGGAUGCCUUUGAUAAGCUUAUAGCAACAUUACUAGCGGCAGGUCAUGAUGACCAUGCUGCCGCCGCCUUCACAACGAGAUGGCCUGUACGUAAAAAUAAGUCAGAUUCUAGGCGGGAAAAUCAAGGCGAAAAUCCCAGUCCUGAAAAUGAGUUAGCACUAUCGAAGGCCGAAUUACCAGUGGCAUCGAACAUCGAAAGCAAUACCGCAACGCCCACGCGGAUUGAAGAAGGUUUCGGUGAGCUACCAGAAAUGGAGUACGAUGAAUGGAAGGUUCCUGGACAUUGGGGUUGCAAUGGCUUCUGCAACGACCGAGAGAGCACUCGAGGCACUAGACACCAGUGUAGAAUCUGCGAUGGGAUAGAGAUCUGUGACAGUUGCCUUAUAUUGGUGAAAGAAGAUCGAAGGCCCUUUUUGCUGUGCAAUCCGAAGCACGAUUACUUCGAUGUGCCUCACUUCAAGGAAAGGCUACGUGAAGACACUGUUGUGUACCGAGGCGAAGAGAUGGAGGUCAGCAAAUGGGUGGAGCAGCUAAGGCGGGACUGGGACGUUUGA